Drosophila arizonae is the source of this 1919-nucleotide messenger RNA. RefSeq names its product BTB/POZ domain-containing protein axundead (gene axed). The record is from RefSeq and is a predicted model, not a curated record. Gene Ontology annotation, biological process: neurogenesis. Gene Ontology annotation, cellular component: cytosol. NCBI's taxonomy places the organism in Eukaryota, Metazoa, Arthropoda, Insecta, Diptera, Drosophilidae.
AAAUGAAAAUUUGUUCGUUUGCUUUAUUUCCCUUAUUGUUUGUCGCUGCUGUGAUGAGAGCGAGAGCGUGCUCCACUUUCAGCCCCGCCACCUGCCCGCCCACCACCCCAGCUGAACAUGGAACAUGUUGCGUAGGGCGGGCUUUGCUGAGGUUGGCCAAGCGGCGGCCUGGCAAUAAGAAUCGCCAGCGUAGCGCACCCAGCUACUUGGAGCAGCAGCUGACGAAGAGGGAGCGCAUCACCAAGUUGCCAUUAGUGGGUGCUUUGGUGCAUAAGGCGCUGCAGGUGCGGGACACCGAGCCGUACGAAGCAGCUGAGCCGGCAGAGCAGCAGCAGCAGCAGCAGCAGCAGCAGCAGCAACCAGAGCGGGCAGAGCAGUCACAACAAAGCGAGCACGCCGAGCAGCCGAAACAGCCAGAGACAAAAACAGAGAAGUCAGCACAGCAAGCAAACGUAGAGCUCUCCAACAACAACAACAACAACACUAGUAACAACAACAACAACAAUAGCAACAGUAACAACGAGUGUAGUAAAGUCGAGAACGGAGCAAAAUUAAGCUGCAGGAUGGUCUUGCCUGUCGGCCUUGGCCCCGACGGCUACAACGCCGACGUCAUUCAGACUGCACCGGCGCCAAGUGCACCGCCGGCCCAUUUGAUGGGCCCGCCGCAGUACUCGAUUGGGCAGACAAAUAUUUACACGGGUGUGCCCAUCAUUGUGAAUCCCUACAUCGAUUUUAUUGUGGUCAAUGGCGAGGAUCGCUACAUGAUACGCUGCGAGCGCAAGUCGGUGCUCGAGCGCAGUGUCGAGUUGGCCAAGCUAAUUCACGCCGGCCCGAAUAGCGGGCGCAAAAGCGAUAAUCACUUUCAGAUCUCCAACGUGGACAAGGCCGACUUCGAGCUGAUUGUGCGCUAUAUGGAGAAGCAUUGCUUACCCUAUCGCGACCACAAGCAUCUGCUGAAGAUACUCGAGUUGGCGGAUCGCUUCAAUGUGCCCGAUCUGAUAAUUUACUGCAUUCGUGAACUUGAUCUCAGCAUUUCGAGUGCAACUGCCCUGGAUAUAUACAAGGCGCUCUGGUUCUACCAGGGCAUUGCGCUCACCACCCAGCACCAGACGGUGAUGACCACACACAAGCAGGCGUCGAAGGCGAAGGCGGCGGCCAAGCAGGCGGCCCAGGCCCAGGCCCAGGCGCAGGGCAAUGUGAAUGGMGCCGAGGGUGACGGGGCACAAAUGAAUCUUAUACCCAAUCCGAAUCCGUUUACCACCGAGGAUUAUGGCGUGGCGCUGCUGCACAACACGCUGCAGCUGAUCGAUAUGCAAGCCGAAAUGGUGCUCACCAUUCCGGACAUUCUGGAGCUGCGCUUCGAGGAGCUGGAGACGCUGGCCAAGCGCAACACACUGCAGCUGAGAUCCGAGGUGACGCUGUUCGAGUGCCUGGCCAACUGGAGUCUGGCGGAAUGCCAGCGCCGAAAGCUCGAUGCCACCCCCGACAAUCGCCGCAUGGUGCUCGGACCGCUCUGCCUGGCGCCGCGCUAUCUGCGCAUGACUGCAGACGAGUUCCGCAAAUGCUGCGACCGCAUCGAGCUGCUGCCCCCCCUGGAGACGUCUCUUAUAAGCAGAGCUCUCGAGGGCCAAAAACUGAAGAACCUCACUGAUCAGCAGUCGGAGCUGAUGGAAAAGUUUCGCACACCACGCGCUGAAUACGCCCGCAUGCCAGUCCAUCUGAGCGAUCGCAGCUGCCCAAAGAACUAUCCCAAGAAGAUGCGUCGCGCCCAUGAGGGUCCAUCCACCGAGGAGGGCUGCUGGGAGAAGGUGGGCAUCAACUGCCUGCGCGUGUUCGUCUGCAUUUUCGAUUGAUCCGACCGCGCAGAUGAUCCUCAAUAGACUUUUUUCAUUAACGAACAUUAGCGCUUAUGAGUUACA